Molecule: messenger RNA, 3365 nt
Organism: Macrobrachium nipponense
Lineage: Eukaryota; Metazoa; Arthropoda; Malacostraca; Decapoda; Palaemonidae
Product: proteoglycan 4-like
Exons: 1
Coding region: 1-3225 (1074 amino acids)
Source: RefSeq, a predicted model, not a curated record
AUGAGCAGAGAUCCAGAGGGAAGCGAUGACCCGAGGCGUACGAAACCGAAAUUCAAAGGGACGGAUACUGCUCCAGAUAGUGAAACGGAAGAACUGAUUGCGAAUCUUGAAACCCAUAUCUCCAAUUUCAAAAAGGAAGUUUAUCACAGCACAGUGACAGAGAGUAAAUUGGUAACAUCUGAAGCGUCAUACAUUGUGAUGUCUGACGAGCUUGAAACUUCAGAGAAGAAGGUAGAUGUAAGAGGCAAAAAAACUGAAGUUCAUGAAACCAAGAAAGCAGUGAAGCCAAAAUAUGGUGAGGAACCUGCUAGUAAAGGAGUUAAAAAAAGGGAAGCACCAACUGAGGGACUAAAGUCUCCAAGAAGUAAACCAGAGAAGCAGAGUGAACCCACAGUCAGUGUUGAAAAGAAAGCUGAGAAACCUAGAAAAGAUAAGCCAAGUUUAAAAAAGGAGAAACCUGAUAAAGGUGAUGAUAAGAAAGUGGCUAGUGAAGUAAGGCCUGAUGAAGAGUUAGAACCAAGGAAGAGGAGUCCAGUCAAGUCGGCCGAAGCUCCUGAACCGAGGAAGAAGAGUUCAGUCAAAUCAGCCGAAGCUCCUUCGAAGGAACCAGAGGAUUCUCCUGAGGAGACAAAGCCUAGGAGAGAGUGUCCAGGAAGGGCAAAGUAUAAGGAGCUCGAAGAAUUUGGUAAAAAGAUGAAGGAUCAUGCCAGGACUGAGGAAGAAAAAUACACUGUGUCAGAAACCUUGAAUAAGUCAUACUUGAGCCAAGCUACCAAGGUCUCAUCAGUCAGCACUGUCAGAGCAAAAUUAGAAGAAAAGGCAACAGUCAGCCGUCAGACAGAUGGAGCAAGAGUCUUAGUAGAUGCGAGAAAAAGUUUGACGAAACGCGACAAAGACGAUGCACCCAGAAAGAAAAUUCCCGAUGAUAUAUCAGAACCAGAACCAGAACUGAAGGAGGACAUUACUGCUGAAGAGCCUGAACCAAUUAAAAUUCCUUUGACCUCUGAUGGAAAUCUUACAGUAAGCAGCCCCGUAUAUGAGGCAACCGACAAUCGGAGUGGUGAACCAAAACCCAGUGAAGAGCCUAAGAGCAGAAGAAAAAGUGUUGACAGACCUAGCAGAGAGGAAGAACCAAGAAAGGAGAGGCCAGCUGAAACAAGGGAAGAACUAGAGCCUGAAACGAAGAGCCAAACCAAGCCUGUAGGGGAAUCAGAACCCGUAAAGGAAAGUCCUGCCGAGACUACUGGAGAGCCAGAACUGAGAACAAAGAGCUCAGAUAGCCUUGACAAAAUUCCAGAGCUGAGGGAGAAAAUCCUGCCCAGAGGAGAAGAUACGCCUGAGUCCAUAAAGAAGAGUCCAAAAAGACAGAGUGAAGAGGUGGAGCUUAGAAAACGAACCCCUCUAAAACCUGAAGAAGCAAAACCCACAAAGAAGCAUCCGGGUACAUCUGAUGAGAAACCAGUACUAAUGAAGAAAAGUCCAGGUAGGCCUCAAAGUGAGACUGAGACGAAAAAAGGGAGGAGUCCUCACGACAACAAAAUGCCUGAACCGAAGAAGGAAAGCCCAUCUAAGCCUAGUGGAGUGACGGAACCCAAGAAAAGGACCCCACAUGGUGAAAAGUUUGAACCAAAAAAGAAGAAACCUGUUGAAGGAAAAGUUCAGAGACCUCAAGAAUCUUUGGAUGGACUUGGUAAGGAUGACCAUCCCAAGAGCAAAAGUCCUGUAAAGAAACCUGCAGAAUUGACACCCAAAAAGACAGGUGUCAGAAAGCCGGAUGGCAAGGCAGAUUCAGUGAAGGAUUCAGACAAACCUGAUGACACCAAGAAGAAACCUGCUGACAGACUUGAUGAAACCCCAGAAAGAAGCCGGAGGAGAUUGUUCAGAAAUGACGAAGAUACAGAACCAGAGAUGCUACGUGAACGUCCAGAAUUGGGAAAGAGGGAACCAGUUGAAAAACCAAAAUCAGAAAAGAAAAGUCCUGUCAAGGAUAGGAAAGAGAUAGAACCUGAAGAUAGCUUACUUAAACCUCAUGAAAAGAAACCUUAUGAAAAGACUGAGCCAAAGAAGUCCUCGUUGAGGCCUGGUAAAGAUAAAGAGACAGAGAAGAGCUUAGCCAGACCUGAUGACGAACUGGAACAAACUACAAAGAGACCCUGUCCUGAUGAGGAGCAUGAACCUGUCACUGAUAUUACAUUUGUGGAUGAGAAAGACAGAAAGAGUAGUAUAACUAAGCUUGAUGAGUUAGAAUUAGUGAAAAAUAUCUGUGUUAAAGAGCCUGAAAAAACAGUCUUAAAAGAAAGUAUUACGUAUAAUGAGCCAAGGAAGAAGAGUCCAAUGAAGUCAGAUGAACCUUCUGACCCCACAAAGGAGAUUCCAGUCACUACUGUCAAGGAGCCUGAACCAUUGAAGCAUCCAGACAGGUCUGACAAAGAGCCUGAACCAUCUAAGAAGACUCCAGUUAGAUCUGGAGAAGAGCCUGAACCAAGAAAGAAAAGUCCAGUCAGGCCUGAACCAAGAGAGAAGAGUCCAGUUAGGUCUGGAGAAGAGCCUGAACCAAGAAAGAAAAGUUCAAUCAGGCCUGAACCAAGAGAGAAGAGUCCAGUUAGGUCUGGAGAAGAGCCUGAACCAAGAAAGAAAAGUCCAGUCAGGUCUGUUGAAACAUCUGAACCAUUAAAGAAGAGUCCAGUUAGGUCUGACAGAGAGCCUGAACCAUUAAAGAGUCCAGAAAGGUCUGACAGAGAGCCUGAACUAUUGAAGAAGAGUCCAGUUAAGCCUGGAGAAGAGUCUAAACCAAGACCGAGAAGUCCAGUCAGGCCUGACGAAGAGCCUGAAACAGUAAUGAAGAGACCAGUCAGGUCUGAAGAAGAACCUGAACCAAGAAAGAAAACUUCAAUGAAGACUGAUGAACCAUCUGAACCAAGAAAGAAGAGUCCAGUCAGACCUGACAAAGAGCCUGAACCAGUAAAGAAGAGACCAGUCAGGUCUGAAGAAGAGCCUGAACCAAGAAAGAAAACUUCAGUCAGGUCUGAUGAACCAUCUGAACCAAGAAAGAAGAGUCCAGUCAGGUCUGGAGAAGAACCUGAAACAAGAAAGAAGGUUCCAGUCAGGCUGAUGAACCAUUUGAACCAAGAAAGAAAAGUCCUGUUAGAUCAAAUGAAACUAAAGAACCAUCUGAACCAAGAAAGAAGAGUCCUGUCAGACCUGACAAAGAGCCUGAAUCAGUAAAGAAGAGACCAGUCAGGUCUAGAGAAGAGCCUGAACCAAGAAAGAAAACUUCAGUCAGGUCUGAUGAACCAUCUGAACCAAGAAAGAGGAGCCCUGUCAGGGCUGGAGAACAACCUGAACCAAGGAAGAAGAGUCCAAUC